Messenger RNA from Pelobates fuscus (common spadefoot toad), 411 nucleotides. Its product is annotated as histone H3-like. Lineage: Eukaryota; Metazoa; Chordata; Amphibia; Anura; Pelobatidae. The transcript has a single exon. Gene Ontology annotation, cellular component: nucleosome. The record is from RefSeq and is a predicted model, not a curated record. The coding region runs from base 1 to 411 and encodes 136 amino acids. Gene Ontology annotation, molecular function: structural constituent of chromatin; protein heterodimerization activity; DNA binding.
AUGGCCCGUACUAAGCAGACAGCCCGUAAAUCCACCGGAGGGAAGGCUCCCAGGAAGCAGCUGGCCACCAAGGCUGCCAGGAAAAGCGCUCCCGCUACCGGUGGUGUCAAGAAACCUCACCGUUACCGCCCUGGCACGGUAGCUCUUCGGGAAAUCCGUCGCUAUCAGAAAUCCACUGAGCUGCUGAUCCGCAAACUGCCCUUCCAGCGCCUGGUCUGUGAGAUCGCCCAGGACUUCAAAACCGACCUGCGCUUCCAGAGCUCUGCUGUCAUGGCCUUGCAAGAGGCUAGCGAGGCUUACCUGGUUGGCCUCUUCGAGGAUACCAACCUGUGUGCCAUCCACGCCAAGAGAGUGACCAUCAUGCCCAAAGACAUCCAGCUGGCUCGCAGGAUUAGAGGAGAGCGCGCUUAA